CAAAUGCUGAAUUGCUCUCACGUGGGCUGUUGAAGCACACCUUUCCCUGGCCAUAGAAUCUUACUCUGUCUCAGGUGAUGGUCUGAAAUUAAGCUAUCACCUGUGUCACUCACAAUGGAAGAAAUGAAGAAGACAGCUGUCCGGAGGCCCAGAGGUAGGCAGAGGCCUGUAAAGACUGAAUGGAAUUCCCGGUGUGUCCUCCUUACCUAUUUCCAAGGGGACAUCAGCAGCGUAGUGGAUGAGCACUUCUCCAGAGCUCUGGGCAAUAUCAAGAGACCCCAUGGAUUGAGCCCUUUGAGCCAGCAUGAAGAUGUGAUCCUAAGGAAUGAUAGUGACAUGGCUCCAAAUCAGUGGCAUUUCUCUUCUCCAUGGACAAAGCCAGGAGCAUCUCUUGCAAAUGGUGAUGCUAACUGCAGCUUUAUGUCUGAUCCCAUGAAUGUGGAUCAGUACCCCAUGUCCCUGAAUGGGAGCCCCUCUGCUCAUCCUGGAGAGCUGUGGCAUUUCUCCUCCUUGGCCAGCCCCAGCUCCCCAGAGCCUGGCUACUCUCAUGCCUAUCCUGCAGGGCACCUGGUUCCAGAGACCCAGCUGGAUGGGAAAUGUGAGCCUCUCCUAAGUCUCCUCCAGCAAGACAGAUGCUUAGCCCAUCCUCAGGAAUCUGCCAGGAGGGAGGAGUACAACCCUGUCCAAAUAGCCGGAAGCUCGGGAUCGUUCCUCAACCUGUCUCCCAGCUCAACUCACUGUAAGAAAAUGUAUGUCUCGCCCAGUUGGGGCCCUGCCAGUACCAGCCUUGCACAUGAAACACCAAACCAUUGGAGCCACCAACAUGGAUACCCACAGCAUCUUUAGUCAAGUUGGAGAAGAAAGGAAAGGCUUGGUUCAAGACAUGGCAGCAAGACCUCUCUGCAGAUUGUUCCAGAUAAAGUGACAGUUUCUCAGACUAUUCAUCUCCCCGAUCUGGUAGACAGCCUGGUGUCUGAUGUCAGCUGAGUACUUGCCCCAUGGCAAUCCUGUAACCCCCUGCUGUCAGUGUUCCCCAUCCUGCCCCACUUGCUCAGAGAGUGCCGAAUAAUAAAACUGCAUUUG
Messenger RNA from Tupaia belangeri chinensis (Chinese tree shrew), 1083 nucleotides. It is a transcript of the gene VGLL1, whose product is annotated as vestigial like family member 1. Bases 115 to 846 code for a protein of 243 amino acids. Gene Ontology annotation, cellular component: nucleus. Gene Ontology annotation, biological process: regulation of DNA-templated transcription. The transcript has 5 exons. The record is from RefSeq and is a predicted model, not a curated record. Lineage: Eukaryota; Metazoa; Chordata; Mammalia; Scandentia; Tupaiidae.